AUAGCCCAAAAAGGAAAGCCGAGAAACGAAGCCCGAAAAACGUAGCCCAGUCCAAGCAGCAAGCGCCUCCGGCUAGUUCACCAUCGCCAUGGCCGCCGCCGGCGAAGCCUCCUCCACGGUCCUCCGCUUCUUCAGCUUCAUCGGUGCCGGAGUGAUCUGCACAAAGGCCAUCAACACGUAUCUCGACUACGAGCGCAAGCAGGAGGCCUCCGCCGCCGCAGAGGCGGCAGGAUCCGCUGAAGCCGCUGCCUCCACCGCCGUGGUGGUAGCAUCUGACGCGCCUCCUGCGCGCACCGUCACCGCCGCGAAGCCCUGACGUCGGAAGAGACCCUGUCUUCGCUGGUUAGGGUUCUCUGGGUGUUGCUUGCGACUCGCCAAAGGGGAAAUUUUCGUCACUUCCUUUGUUCUAUGUAACGUAUUGUGAAUUUGUGAUGACAGUUAGGCAUCCCUUUUUUCCCAUGCGAAAUUGUGAAUGCUGUAAGCUUUGAAUUCACCUGCUCAACUGUGGUCCGAUGAAGAAUAAUAUUACACUUCUCUUAGCUAAGGCGCCGUGAAAACUUAGUAACAUAUACUAGAGAUUAUUGGAGUGACCUUAUUUUUUGUUCUCUUGGAGUCGAUUGAGUGCCGCAAACAACUCAGUAUAUUGUUUGAAGUAUAUGGACAAAAAGAUCCAUGUGAGUUUGCAGUUAAGGAUUAA
This is a messenger RNA of Brachypodium distachyon (stiff brome), 697 nucleotides long. RefSeq lists its product as uncharacterized. The coding region runs from base 89 to 316 and encodes 75 amino acids. The record is from RefSeq and is a predicted model, not a curated record. The transcript is spliced from 2 exons. Lineage: Eukaryota; Viridiplantae; Streptophyta; Magnoliopsida; Poales; Poaceae.